CUAUCCUGAAGUGAACCAGAGUGAACUAUGGCAGAUUUGCAGCCUCUCAAGCCUGUCAUUCACCAGGAUGGUUUUGAGGUUUCCUUUGUAAAACAGCCUCCUCAAGAGAUUCAGUUGGAAUGCUCUAUUUGCCUUCAACUCCUCACUAACCCCUGUCUCUUGGACUGUGAGUGUGGGAACUGUUUCUGUAAAGAGUGUAUCGAUACCAUCAAAAGUAGUGGAAAACCUUGUCCUCUCUGUAACCAACAUUUUCGUAUCAUAUUUCCCAACAAGCAGCUCAAACGCACAAUCAAUGGUCUUCGUAUCCACUGUCCUCAUAAAGAUGAAGGAUGUUUGUGGGCCGAUGAAAUGGGAAAAUUGUCAGAGCAUUUAAAUAAAUUACCAGUGAAUGAUGCUCGAUUAGAAGGUUGUGGAGUUAUUUAUAUCUCUUGUAAAUUCUGUAACUGUUCAUUCCCUCGAAAGGACAUUGAAAAUCAUGAGACUAAUCUGUGCCCGAAAAAACCCUACACCUGUCAGUAUUGCGGCCAAUCCUCUGUCCUCGACGAUAUCACCGAGAACCACUGGCCCCUCUGCCCAAAGUUCCCCCUUCCCUGCCCAUUUGAAUGUGGGGAAAAUCCUCAACGAAAUUACCUUGAGCAACAUGUAUCUAAUGAGUGUGACCUUGCUCCUAUUGAAUGUAAUUUUAAUUACGCUGGAUGUAAGGUUCUGUUUCCACGUAAAGAAAUGCCGGCUCAUCUGAGAGAGAGCAUUGUUGAACAUAUGUCUUUGCUAGCAAUAUCGCACAGAGAAAUUGUACAAGAGGUUAAAGAAUUGAGAAUUGAGAAUCACACUCUUAAUCUAUGUCUCACUAGCAAAGUGGUUGAUAGUAAACAUUUAGAGAAACAGCUCCGGUCAGACUUAGAUACAUUGAAGAAAGAAAUCAAUUCUCUAAAGAGAAAUUUCGGAAAUAAGAUGACGGCACUGAAAAAAGAAAACACGUCCCUCAAACAAAGCCUUGCUGAUACAAGUAGGAUGUACAAAAAUGUACAGUUACAAGUACGAGCGCUUAAUCAUCAGGUUGUAACACUUUUCGCUCAAUCAGGAUCUGCUUCUGUUUCUGACCCUCAGUCUGGUGACGUGUGUGCAAGAAAGCAACCAUCUAUCACCCCCUGUGCACCAGUGUUACCUCCUAUGGUCACUUCUACUAUACCACCAGUGGAACUGAAAAUGCGAAAUUUUAAGCAAAUAAAAGCCAAGAAAAACACAUGGAACUCUGCUCCUUUUUACUCCAAUGAAGGUUACAAGAUGUUACUUAGUGCUAAACCUCAUGGCAUUGAUGGAACUCACAUGUCACUGUAUGUGUACAUCAUUAAAGGAAAAUAUGAUGAGCGUCUUGUAUGGCCGUUUCGAGGUGAAGUCACUGUUACUAUCACUGAUCAAGUUGCUGGGAGAAAUGAGACUACAGGGAUUGUCUACGAUGAUACUUGUGGUGAUUGUGGUAACAGAAGGCACACAAACAGUCUUACCGGUGGAUACGGUUGGCCUUCAUUCUUUGAGCUCCGAUGUCUCAGCCCCAAUUAUUUAAAGAAUGAUUGUCUCAUUUUUGUAGUGGAUCACGUCUCAGUUGCGUGUUUACCGGCGGCCGGAUACUGAGCUCUGAUGUCUCAGCCCUAAUUAUUUAAGGAAGGAUUACCUCAUUUUUGCAGUGGAUCACGUCUCAGUUGAAUGUUGCAGCUCGAUGUUUAUAUUUAGUGUGUGUUGCUAGCACUGUUAUGACUAUGUACGUAUACCUAUACAUGUGUGAUCAUCGGAUCCACAUACAUAUACAUGUACUAAUUGAACCCAUUAUUUUGCUAACAAUGUGUUAACAAAUACCAGAUUACAUGCAUGAUCUAUUA
This is a messenger RNA of Halichondria panicea, 1877 nucleotides long. Its product is annotated as TNF receptor-associated factor 4-like. Lineage: Eukaryota; Metazoa; Porifera; Demospongiae; Suberitida; Halichondriidae. Gene Ontology annotation, biological process: signal transduction; regulation of apoptotic process. Gene Ontology annotation, molecular function: zinc ion binding; protein binding. Bases 28 to 1632 code for a protein of 534 amino acids. The transcript has a single exon. The record is from RefSeq and is a predicted model, not a curated record.